Suillus clintonianus is the source of this 591-nucleotide messenger RNA. RefSeq lists its product as uncharacterized. The record is from RefSeq and is a predicted model, not a curated record. NCBI's taxonomy places the organism in Eukaryota, Fungi, Basidiomycota, Agaricomycetes, Boletales, Suillaceae. The transcript is spliced from 2 exons. Bases 1 to 591 code for a protein of 196 amino acids.
AUGACAGUGAGAGUACGCACCAACGGUACCGGACAGACAGGACAGGACAUGGGAGGAUAUGCCGAGGAUAGCGCCGGUCUGCGGAAGGGCGCGGAAGGUUGCGUGCGUCGCGGAAGAGCGCGGAAGGUCGCGCGUGUUGCACGCGACUCUAUUGGACUGUGCCUACAUGAGGAUAGUGAUGAGGUCGAUGUAUAUAUCAGGGGAUACGAGCCUGUAGGGAUAUUACUCCCUACACCGUCAUCGUCGGAGAAGCGCCCUCCGCAGAUUCUCGUCACACUCGUGGCCGACAAGGGCAACACUACUCCUCCAAAAUCUUGUCCUGUGUCGUCUAAGUGGCGGAGACUCCGCGUGUUCGUAGAGGUACCACAGGCCCCAGCCUCCUGGAGGUUGAAAGCAAUACAGCGACACUCACUAGACUUUGAACCCAAUAAUAGCGACCUUAUCCCACAGAUUACCGCCAUCAGGAAUGAUGAAGUGGGGGUUGGCGCCAUCAAGGAUGGUGCUAUUGAUGAUGAAGAAGCCGCCAAUGAUGCCACCAUGGAGGACGAAGAGGAGAUUGACGAGCUUUUUGCGUCGCAGGAAAGGACGUGA